This is a messenger RNA of Parathielavia appendiculata, 1599 nucleotides long. RefSeq lists its product as uncharacterized. NCBI's taxonomy places the organism in Eukaryota, Fungi, Ascomycota, Sordariomycetes, Sordariales, Chaetomiaceae. The record is from RefSeq and is a predicted model, not a curated record. The transcript has 2 exons. The coding region runs from base 1 to 1599 and encodes 532 amino acids.
AUGGAUCUGGCCACGCAGGCCACGUAUGCUUCAGCCAUCUAUUUCGACAGCUACCUGCCAAGCUCAAAACGGCCUGAGAGGAUACAACGGCUCAUCAAAUCAUACCGAGAUCUGAUCAGAUAUCACUCGGCGUUUCCCGCAGGAGUACCGAAAGCAAAUCCGCGUCACGCAAUUGAUGCCAUUGUCGAGUUAUUCCCCAGCGCAUGGUCGACAGAGAAGCAGGCGAAGCCGCCGCCGCCAGCUUUUCUUGUCCCCGCGGUAAUUGACGCAUUGAGGGACUCGCCAGAAUCUGGCUUUCCUGUGAAGCUAGUCCCCGGUGAAGCGGACGGAUUCUGCGCACAGCAUGUCCGCCAGCAUGGGGGGACCGUCAUCACCUCUGACUCGGACCUGCUGGUACAUGAGCUCGGCGAAGCCGGGGGGGUUGUUUUCUUCGCAGACAUCGAUGCCGACAUCCAAAACCAGAAACUCAUCGCUCCCCAAUAUCGGCCCGUGGACCUCUGCAGACGGCUGUCACUAAAGCCGGAGAGGGGUCUGCAGCAGCUCGCGUUUGAGGUCAGCAGGGAUCCUCAUCUGACGGUACAGCAAGCCGUUGAGAGAGUCAAAAGGAAUGAGGCAGUCUCGGCCUUUGGGGUUGAAUACUCAGACUUUAUUGAACAGUAUCUCUCGCCGGAAGUAGCUUCAGAGCUCGAAAAAGAUCCCAUCACCAAACUGGAUCCGCGGAUAUCUGAGCUUGUUCUCCGAUCUCUUCGCAUCUCAGGGGUUGUAACUCCGGCCGCAGGGAUCAAUCCCGCAGCACAAGAUCGCAAUGAGCACAGCUUGGAGAUGUACUUGCCAUUCUUACUCGACUGCCCAUCUCGGACAAGCGCAUGGGAAGCAAGCAAGCCGGUCAGGGAGCUGGCGUACGCAGCCUUGCAGUCGAUUCGAGGCAGCAACAUACCCUUCGUCUCGGAGAUGAGAAGGCUCCAGUCCGUUUCUUCGGGCCUGAAGGUUGAUAUCCCACCCAUUUCUGAGAUUGACGAGCUCAGCGCUACAUUGCUAGCGCUCCUGUCCAGGAUCGAGGCCGACCUGAGCAGACCAGAGCUCAUCUGGAUCGUGCUCGCCAUCUACCAAGAUAUCACCAUGGCCAUCAAGCGUGGAAGGGGCUACGCGCUGAGCCUUGAAGUGCUUGGACAAGAUGCCAAGGGACGACUGGACCCGUGCUCGUGGGAUGGUCUCCACUUCCUCGCACAGAUUCAAGCAACUUACUAUUCACUUCGGAUGCUCCGUCAGAUACUCGACUUCUCAGCGUAUCACAUCGAACCGCCAUCAACCACCAUGUCAGAACUCGCCAAGUCAUUAUCGCGACUCCCACCAUGGCCGGAUUUUCCUUCACCCAGGAACUUCGCUGAGAGCAUCACCUUGGUCAGAGAAGCAGGCGGCUUGUCAUGUUUGAAGAAUUUAUGUGAGGAUUAUGAGGAUAUCAUUUCCAAUAUAGUGGCCAUCCAGAAGCCCGAGAGCAACAAAACAUCGAAGAAGAGGAAGGCCGUGGCACCGGCCGAAGAAAAGGUUAAACCUCGUUCGAGCAACCCGUUCGACCUCCUGGCCAGAGGCGACGAGUGA